GCAUAUACGUUUCCUCGUGGACAUGUAUUUAUACGUGUAUAUGUAUAAAAUAAUAAGGAUUAGAAUAGUCGAAGGAGAGAAAGACAAAGAUGAUGAGUCACAGAGACGAUUCACCAGCGUAUAAGUAGUUAAUCCAGCAAAAGUAAAAGUAUUCAAUAGAGAAACAACGGCCAAGAAUAUUAACCGGAAAUUUGGAUCGUUAGAGCACUAGAGAAUGGUGCUUUUGCCUGCAUUUUUGGACGGUUUGGCAAGAAGUGUAUCGAUGAAGAAAGGAAAAUAUUUAUCUGAAUAUGAAGAUGGAGGUAAAGAGAUCGCAAAAUCGAUGAUGAAAAAUUCCAAGAAGAACUCGACUUUGCUAGGUUCCUCGGGCUUUGUUAGCUCCGAAACUUCCAAGAGAUUUACCUCUAUAUGUACUAAUAGAGGUGAGAAAGGAAUCAACCAAGAUCGUGCCAUUGUUUGGGAGGGUUUUGGAUGCCAAGAAGACAUAACAUUUUGUGGGAUGUUCGAUGGACAUGGAGCAUGGGGACAUAAAAUAACCAAAAGAGUAAAAAGGUUAUUUCCAGCUUCACUGCUUUGCCAGUGGCAACAAACUCUUGCAUCCUUAUCAUCUUCACCGGAAUGUUUCUCUCCGUUUGAUCUUUGGAAGCAAGCUUGCAUGAAAACAUUCUCUAUCAUCGAUCUUGAUCUCAAGAUCCAUCCAUCCAUUGAUUCUUACUGCAGCGGCUGCACCGCUCUCACCGCCAUCUUGCAGGGUGAUCAUCUUGUUGUAGCAAAUGCUGGUGACUCAAGAGCAGUAAUAGCAACAACUUCUGAUGAUGGAGUCGGUUUAGUGCCGGUUCAGCUAUCAGUUGACUUUAAACCGAACAUUCCAGAGGAAGCAGAACGGAUAAAACAAUCGGAUGGACGGUUGUUUUGCCUAGAUGAUGAACCGGGAAUGUACCGGGUAGGCAUGCCAAAUGGCAGGUCGCUUGGUUUAGCUGUCUCAAGAGCGUUUGGAGAUUACUGCCUUAAAGACUUCGGUUUAGUCUCUGAACCGGAGGUGACAUACAGAAAGAUAACCAGCAAGGACCAGUUUCUCAUCUUGGCAACCGAUGGGAUGUGGGAUGUGAUGAAAAAUGAUGAAGCAGUGGAGAUAGUAAGAGGAGUGAAAGACAGAAAAAAGAGCGCAGAGAGAUUGGUAAAGAAAGCUAUGAUGCUUUGGCGUAAGAAGAGAAGCAGCAUCGCCAUGGAUGAUAUCUCUGCUCUCUGUCUCUUCUUUCACCCUUGUUAAUCUAUCUUCUUUAACCUCUAAUAAGUAAUAACUCAUACACACAUCAAUGUUUUCAGCUUCAACAACCAAGAUGUGAUACAUAUGCAUUUACAUAGUGUGUAUAUAUGAUAGAUGAUGUUAAGAGAGUGGUUGUGAUUAGAAA
Molecule: messenger RNA, 1412 nt
Organism: Brassica napus (rape)
Lineage: Eukaryota; Viridiplantae; Streptophyta; Magnoliopsida; Brassicales; Brassicaceae
Product: probable protein phosphatase 2C 41
Exons: 6
Coding region: 215-1270 (351 amino acids)
Biological process (GO): protein dephosphorylation
Molecular function (GO): protein serine/threonine phosphatase activity
Source: RefSeq, a predicted model, not a curated record